Messenger RNA from Solanum stenotomum, 2265 nucleotides. RefSeq names its product B3 domain-containing protein REM10-like. Gene Ontology annotation, molecular function: DNA binding. The record is from RefSeq and is a predicted model, not a curated record. NCBI's taxonomy places the organism in Eukaryota, Viridiplantae, Streptophyta, Magnoliopsida, Solanales, Solanaceae. The transcript has 12 exons. The coding region runs from base 1 to 2265 and encodes 754 amino acids.
AUGAAAGUCCCUCCCAAUAAACCUCAUUUUUUCAAACCGAUUCUACCAGGAUUCAAAAAUGGACUUAAAAUUCCUAUAGGUUUCUUGAAGUAUUUAAAGAGACAUGAUCAAUAUGAACAUGCAAUAUUGAGAAGGAAGGGUAAAAAAUGGUUAGUGAAAGUGAAUGAUCGACGAUUAGAAAAGGGUAAUUGGAAAGAGUUUGUAGAGGAACAUGAUUUGCAAUUAGGAGAUUUGUUGAUUUUCAAAUAUGAAGGAGAUAUGGAAUUUGAAGUUUCCAUCUUUGAUUCAAGUCAUUGUGAUAGAGAAUACGUAGAGUAUCUUUACGAGGAUGAGGAUGAGGACGAGGAAGAGGAAGAGGAAGGGACUACUCAUGAUGACAAGUCUUUUGGUCAACCUCAUUUUGAAUGCAUUGUGAGACCAUAUUGCCUUUUGAAAGGUUUUAUGUUUUUGCCUCAACAAUUUGCAAUUGCAAAUGGUCUCACCAACAAGAAGUGCACGUUGAUUGUAAGAGAUGAAAGACAAAAGUCGUGGAAUAUAAAGCUAUGUUCCUAUGGUAAUCGAGCCUAUAUUGGAAAUGGAUGGCGUAAAUUUGCUGUGGAAAAGUAUUUAAAGGAUGGAGACCGUAUAAUGUUUGAGAUCGUUACUAAUGGAGAAACUCCAAUAUGGAAAUUUCGAGUUGUUACUCAUGGAGAAACUCCAAUGAGGAAGUUUCAAGGCAAAGAUGGAUGGUAUAAAUUCAUGGUCGAUAAUUGCCUAAAGAAGAGAGAUCGAAUAAUGUUUGAAGUUGUUACUAAUGGAGAGACACCAAUAUGGAAAUUUCAAGUUGUUACUAUUGGAGGAACUUCAAUGCACAAGUUUCAAGACAUUAAGAAAAAACCCUCAAAUCCUCUGAAUGCACAAGUAUCUACUUCAACUUCUGGUGGUGAUGAUGAUCAUCCUUAUUUUGUUUCAACCAUCAAACCUUAUUGCAUCAGCAAGCCAAUUUUGUAUCUUCCAUUGGGUUUUGCAAAGUCAAAUGGAUUGAUGAAUAGAAAGUGUGAGAUGAUUCUUAAAACUGAAGCACAAAGAUGUUGGUCAGUUUGGCUUGGGAGGGAGUCACAUCAUUUUGGAAUUAUGAAUGGAUGGACAAAAUUCAGAGAAGAAAAUGGACUUCAAGCAAAUUUUCUGGAAAAGUUGCAAAGAGAGUGGAACAUUGAAGCAAUUCGACUUAAAAUUCCUAUAGGUUUCUUGAAGUAUCUGAAGGGAUAUGAUCAGUAUGAACAUGCAAUACUUAGAAGGGUUGGUAAGAAGUGUCUAGUGAAACUAAAUGAACAUCGAUUCGAAGAGGGAUGGGAAAAAUUUGUAGAGGAUCAUGAUGUGCAAUUGGGAGAUAUGUUGGUGUUUAGACAUGAAGGAAAUAUGGAAUUUGAGGUUUCCAUCUUUGAUUCAACUUAUUGUGACCGAGAAUAUGCAGAGUGUACGCAAAUACAAGAACAGGACGAGGAUGAGGAUGAGGACGAGGAUGAGGUACAAGAAGAAGGAGAUACUUCAAUCAAUGACAAACCAAACCCCUGCAUCAUGUCUUCAAACAGGGCAUUUCUCGAUACGGAAGAAGUUUCUACUCAUUUCGUGUUCACUGUUAAACCAUAUUGCCUUACAAAUGGUUACUUUCGCCUUCCUAAAAAAUUUGCACUGGCAAAUGGUUUCGUGAAGACAUGUGAUUUGAUUAUACGAGAUGAAAGACAAAGGUCGUGGAAUUUAAGGCUAACUGCCUAUGGUUCUGAGAUCUAUAUAGUAGGUGGAUGGAAGGAAUUCCGUGAUGCAAAUUGCUUAAAAGUGGGAGAUCGUAGAAUGUUUGAAGUUGUUACUAACGGAGAAAAACCUGUGUGGAAAUUUCAUGAUAAACCUAGCCCCAACAUCAAGUCAUCAAACAAGUCAUUUCUCUAUGGUGAAGCAGUUAGUCCGAAGCCAUUUGGUUAUUCUCGUUUUGUAUGCACUGUUAGACCUUAUUGCCUUUCAAAUGAUUUCUUGCGCAUUCCUAAAAAAUUUGCUCAUGCAAAUGGUCUUAUCAACAAGAAACGUGAUUUGAUUGUUAGAGAUGAAAGGCAAAGGUCGUGGGAUUUAAGGUUAUGUUAUUUUGGAACUUGUGUAUGUAUUAAAGGCGGAUGGCAUGAAUUUCGUGAUUCAAAUUGCUUAAAGGAAGGAGAUCGCAUAAUGUUUGAUGUUGUUACCAACGGAGAGAAACCAAUAUGGCAAUUUAAUUUCAUGGUACGUUUUCUCAUUUAA